This is a messenger RNA of Monoraphidium neglectum, 630 nucleotides long. RefSeq lists its product as hypothetical. The transcript is spliced from 5 exons. NCBI's taxonomy places the organism in Eukaryota, Viridiplantae, Chlorophyta, Chlorophyceae, Sphaeropleales, Selenastraceae. The coding region runs from base 1 to 630 and encodes 209 amino acids. The record is from RefSeq and is a predicted model, not a curated record.
AUGAUCAUUGGUGGCUCUUUCGUGUCGACCGGCCAGCUGUGCAGCAAGUUUGCGCGCUACCAGUUCCGCCCCCACUUCUUCCAGCACGCCGGCUUCCGAGUGGUGGCGCCCGAGGUGGACCCAACCGUCUACGACAUGAGCAAGCACAGCGUCGACAGCCCCCUGCGCCCCUUCUACGAGACCAGCUGCAUGGACGCCGCGCCGCCGCACGUGGGCGACCGCGCCUGCUGCAGCAAGGAUCGGCGCGAGAGGUUCACGCCGACCAUGGCGGAGCAGGCGCAGCUUGACAUUGCCAAGGUGGCGGCCACCAAGCAGAGCUACGAGACGGACGCGCUCAUGUGCCAGUACCUCGCACUGCAUUUUGGACCCGUGGACACGGCCCUCGCCGAGUUCGCCGCCGAGACGGGCAUCCUCGCCGCCGCGGCCGACUUCCCCAAAAAGUGCGGCGACCUCGUGCUGCGCUGGGCGGCGGAGGCCGGCGCGGCGACGGGCCGCGCGCUGGACCUGGGCUGCGCGGUCGGGCGGUCGUCGUUCGAGAUGGCGCGGGAGUACCGGGAGGUCGUGGGCAUCGACAUCAGCCAGACGUUUGUCGACGGUGGGUGGCCGGCCCUCAGCUUGUUUGGGACAUAG